This is a messenger RNA of Trachemys scripta elegans, 2211 nucleotides long. RefSeq names its product epiregulin (gene EREG). Gene Ontology annotation, biological process: epidermal growth factor receptor signaling pathway; positive regulation of cell population proliferation; positive regulation of mitotic nuclear division. Gene Ontology annotation, molecular function: zinc ion binding. The record is from RefSeq and is a predicted model, not a curated record. Bases 275 to 772 code for a protein of 165 amino acids. NCBI's taxonomy places the organism in Eukaryota, Metazoa, Chordata, Testudines, Emydidae. The transcript has 5 exons.
GGCGGGGGGAUUCCCCGGCCGGCGCUGGCUCUCUGAAGCAAUCCCCCGGGGCGCCGGGACUGGGCGGCCGGCCCCAGCCUCGGCCGGGCCGGCCCCAGGAUUUCGUCACCCGGGACUCCAAGCCCGCAGUUUCCGCCCCGGCAGGGUAUAAAGGGCGAGACGGCGGCGGCCGGGGCUGCAACCAGCCUGUCGCUGCCGCCGGAGCCGGCUGCUGUCCCCGUGAGCUCAGCGGCGCCCCCGUGCAGAGCCAGCCCGGGAUCCGGAGCGCUGCGGGAUGGACGCCGGCGGCUGCCCGAGGAUGCGGAGCGCGCUGCUUUGCCUGGGCUUUUAUCUAUUGCAAGCUGUCUUUGGUACAACAGUGAUCCCAUUAUGUGAACCAAAUGAAAUGGAAAACUGUACAACUGCACUGAUUCAGACGGAGAAUAGCCCGCGGGUGGCUCAAGUCGCGAUAACCAAAUGCAAGCCUGAAAUGCAAGACUACUGCUUCCACGGGCAGUGCGUGUACGUUGUGGAUUUAGAUGACCAUUACUGUAGGUGUGAUGUAGGCUUCUCCGGGGUCCGAUGUGUGCAUUCGGAACUGGUCACACAGCACCUGAACAAAGAAUAUUUGGCACUGACCAUUAUUUUAAGCCUAUUUUUCCUCAUUUCAAUUUUGGUUGCCACAUACUACUUCUACAAAUGGUACCAAAACAAGAAGGAGAGGCAAGCCAACAACCAAGAAUACAAGGAGGUUGAUGUCCAUGAGAAGAACCCAGCGCUGCUUCCCCAGUGAAGGGGGAGAGAAACACACACACACACACACACACACACACACACACACAGACCAAGAAUUUGUCAGCUCGCAGCUAUUUAAUAUUAACCUUAUUUUAUUAAUAUUUAUAUGUUCUAAACAAAACCAUUUAAAUUUGUAUUGAUCAGAAUCAAUAUACAGGUCAAAAAUGGACAUUUUUAAUAUAAAUAUUUGCUUUUUAUUUUUAAUGUUUUUAUUUUUAUUUUUUUAUUUUAUUGUUGAAUAUUUAAUACUAUGCAAUGUGGAGAGAAAAAAAUCCUACCUCUGUAGGAUUAUAUAUAGAUAUAUAUUUUUGUAAGAAAUGUAAGCUUUUUGCCAGUAAUAGCUGGUCUACCAAAAUACUUUGUUUAAAAAAAAAAACCACAACACAAUUUUGUAUUUGUUCAUGUGAACAUAAUGAAUGUACUUCUGCAUCUUAAAAUUAAAUCUUCUAAAUUGGGUUGAAUGAAUAUGGUGUAUCUCCUGUUGUAUACUGUUGUAACAAUAGCAGGCAGUUUACCUGAUCCAGUUUCAGAUAAUCAGACAUGAACACAUGGAAAGUACCUCUGGCCCUGGGAAAUGUUGCUCCUCUAAUCAGACAGAUGUUGAUUGCUAGUUUGUAGUUUGGGGGCGGGAGGGUGUAUUGUCAUAUAUUUGUAUCAUGUUAUGUUUCAUACCUAUGCAGGGGGGUUUUCACGAAAACUAAACUGAGGUCUAAUAUUCAGCUUUCGGUCAAGGUCUUGUUAUUGGCACAAUUUUGACACCCAUGUGGAAAAGUAAGGAGGUGUAAGAUGUUCUCUUACUUUUCUAGGCAGGCUACUUGCUGCCCCUUAAUUAGGGGAGAUUGGUUAAUUUACAAUCAUUUAUAUACACCGUGAGGACUGUCUUCUUAUUCGGAAUAUUUAAAUCACACGUUCCCUGACUCAGGUAUGAUCUCUUACAACAACUCCAUUUGCAUUUUGGGACCGAUAGGCAACUGUUCUGUUAGCCUCAUACCUGCUGCUGGAUAGCCUUGUCCACACUGGAAAGGGUUAGCAGGCAUAGCCAGAACUUCCAGUUGAGCAUUAGAAAGUCUGACCCACACAGGUUAAAGGUGUGGAGAGGUGGCUGUAGCCAGGCAAUUUGUCCCUGUAUGUGUCCAGUCUGUCUCUCUCUCCCCCUCCUGUGUACAUCCCACAUAUGGAGGCUACCACUGGCUUUUCUCUUCCUGUGACCAGACAUGUCUCCCCACUCCCCCCUGCCCACACCAGAACAGAUAAGGCACAGCUGGUGGCUGAAUGGCCAUGGGUGAGAAGAAACUGAAGCAUAUGUUGCUACUGGGUCUGUCAUACAUGGGGGGAGGCGGGAAGUAGCUCCUUUUGAUGGACACCCAGCCAACUAGUUAGCUGUAAAAUCCCUCUUGGUCUGUUCUCUGCUUGCUUUACCUGUGAAGGAUUCACAAG